Molecule: messenger RNA, 1410 nt
Organism: Ailuropoda melanoleuca (giant panda)
Lineage: Eukaryota; Metazoa; Chordata; Mammalia; Carnivora; Ursidae
Product: collagen alpha-1(III) chain-like
Exons: 5
Coding region: 1-1122 (373 amino acids)
Source: RefSeq, a predicted model, not a curated record
AUGGGGACCGCAGGCAAGCUGGACCACAGUGCUGGUGGGAGGCCGGCGACGCCGUACCGGCCUGCGGAGCGGCACAGGCCCCCGCCGGGGGACCCGGGCAGGGCCACGGGACGGGGUCUCGCCGCAGGAAGGGCGACGGUGCGCGACCGGAGUUCGGGGGGCCGCGGGGCCGGGGUCUGCAGCGGACCCGUACUCACGCACCUGUCCGGGGGAGGGGGGGCGCGGGGAAGAGGGCGGGGGCAGGGCGCGUCAGGGAAGGUCCCCCUGCGCAGGAACCCCUGUCGCCGCUGCUUGGGGCCGCGGGGAGGGCGGGCGGUGGGCUGGGAGCCGGAGACCCCCAGCGAGGCGCGGGCUGAGGGAGGGGCUCCGCCGGACCGCCCCGCUCUCCCGGCGGGGAGGAAAGGCGGAGUGCUUGCGCCGGCCUCAGGCCCGGGGGGCCCGGCGGGGAGGCGGGGAGCCCAGGCGCCGUCCCUCGCUGAGUCGGCCGCGGGAGGGGGAGCGGAGGGCAAGGGAGGGCCUAGGGCAGGCGCGGGGCUAAAAACCUGCCGGGUCAGUGCCUGCUGCCCGCAGAGAAGCAGCUUUGACCCCAGAAGCGGCACCUACAAGGACGACUGCCCGACCCUAACGGGUUCCCUUCAAGGAGAGGACCCCCGCUCCACAGAGGCCACAACUCCACCUUGUCUCCUGGUGGUCAGCCGUCCCCGGUGGUGGGAUAAAGGGAAGCCCAGCAGCACCACAGAAGCACUGCCCCUGAGGGGACAGCGACAGGGCCCCCUUCAGGAAAUAUGCCACCAGCCUCGAGGUCCCAGUUCCCUGAUGCCUCAGUUUCCAGCCAGUCCGGAGAGGCUGAGUCAUGAGACCUUAUUCGCCCACGACAGCUGCUGGCUGCUUCAGCCAGGACAGGAGGAAAGUCAUCUGCCCAGAACUUACUAUAAUCCUGACAGGAAAUCUUACAAAGAGAGCCUGAUGGAAAGGGACUGUCACAGAUCAGAGACAUUAAAGAUGAACACAGCUGGGUGGGCAGUUCGGCCUGGUGUCUGCAAAGCCUUAGAAACAGGCAGAGUCCCUGAACACAAUGACACUUCAAUAAGUUACCCUAGGGAAACAGUCACGUAUGCGUGAGGAUGGUCACUGGUGACAUCAACACUGAGGACAAACCCGUGGGAACGACAGAAGGAGCGGCUGAAUGAAUCAAGGUACAUCCACAUGACGGGAAACCAUGCAGCCGUUCAAAUCCUGUUUGAGGAGAACGCUCGUGACUCAGGCAAAGGUGUGCGAUGCGUGAGCAGACCACCGUGGAUAGCAGGACCCCUUUUUAUUUUUUUUUUAAGAAAGAGAAAAACAACACGUACAUUAAGUCUGUAACUGACUCUCUGUGAACAAGGAAGUUAAAGGUGACUUAAAUCUUAA